AUGGGAAGUAAAGAGCGAGCAAAGGAAAGAAGAGAGAAAAGACUCCAAGAAAUUUCUCUUCUCCGUACCAUUCCUUACUCUGAUCAUCAAAGGUGGUGGUCAUCAGAAACUGUUGCUGUGGUGACUGGUGGAAACAGAGGAAUAGGAUUUGAGAUUGCAAGACAGCUUGCAGACCAUGGGUUGACAGUUAUCCUGACAUCAAGAGAAAGUAGCGCUGGCCUUGAGGCUGCCAAUGUCUUGCAAGAGUUGGGUUUGAGCGUGGACUUCCAUCAACUUGAUGUCUUGGAUUCUUUAUCCAUUAAAAAGUUUGCUGAAUGGAUACAACAAACUUAUGGAGGAAUAGAUGUGUUGGUGAAUAAUGCUGGUGUUAACUACAAUCUUGGAUCUGAGAAUUCUGUUGAAUUUGCUCAGAAUGUUAUUGCUACCAACUAUUAUGGUACUAAAAAUGUCACUCAUGCUAUGAUUCCCUUGAUGAGACCUUCUGCUGUAGGUGCUCGUAUUGUUAACGUAAGUUCACGGCUUGGAAGACUAAAUGGCAGACGAAACAGAAUUGAAAACGAAAAUUUGAGAGAACAACUGGGUAACCUGGAAACACUGUCAGAGGAACUCAUUGAUAGAACAAUGUCUACUUUCCUACAACAAGUAGAAGAGGGCACUUAUACUUCAGGUGGGUGGCCUCAGUCGUUCACUGAUUACUCUGUGUCAAAACUUGCAGUUAAUGCUUUUACUAGGCUAAUGGCAAAGAAACUGUCUGAUCGGCCUGAUGGUGAGAAGAUUUAUGUAAACUGCUACUGCCCGGGGUGGGUGAAGACAGCCAUGACAGGUUGGGCUGGUAAUGUAUCAGCUGAGGAUGGAGCUGACACUGGAGUAUGGCUGGCCCUGCUUCCAGACCAAGCAAUAACAGGAAAAUUUUUUGCAGAGAGACGUGAGAUAAAUUUCUGA
This is a messenger RNA of Dovyalis caffra, 942 nucleotides long. The record is from the annotation of a GenBank genome assembly. NCBI's taxonomy places the organism in Eukaryota, Viridiplantae, Streptophyta, Magnoliopsida, Malpighiales, Salicaceae.